Striga asiatica is the source of this 931-nucleotide messenger RNA. The record is from the annotation of a GenBank genome assembly. NCBI's taxonomy places the organism in Eukaryota, Viridiplantae, Streptophyta, Magnoliopsida, Lamiales, Orobanchaceae.
CAGGGGUGAAAGAAGUCUUCCAAGGAGUUUUCUUGUAUGUUUCUGCUACUGAACGCAAUCUUUAGAUGUUUGCGAACAAAAUGGUUUCAGUUGUUAAGUUGAGAGUUGUAUCGGCUCUAAAACACGACCCUGGCCAAAGUGACAAGUCUUUAGUUGUAUCUAGUGCUGGUGAGAAGAAACUUAUUAAGAAGUCCGGAAAAAAGGAACAUCACUUAUGGAAGAAAAGAGAUUCAUCUGGUUCGGGACAGAAGGCAAUGAACCUUGUUCGCAUUAUCUCUGGAGUUCCAAACGAAAAAGUGGCUGUUUACGGUGCUCUAGAUGAAUGGAUAGCAUGGGAGACUGAAUUUCCAUUAAUUGCUGCAGCAAAGGCUUUAAAAAUUUUGAGGAACAGGAAUCAGUGGAAACACAUUAUUCAAGUGGCUAAGUGGAUGCUGAGCAAAGGUCAAGGAGCAACAAUGGCAACUUACGAUUGCCUUUUGCUGGCAUUCGACAUGGAUGGACGAGUGGAUGAGGCCGAGACAUUAUGGGACAUGAUUUUGCAUGCGCAUGAUCGGUCAAUAUCAAAGAGGCUGUUUUCUAGGAUGAUAUCCUUGUACGACCAUCAUAACACACCGAAUAAAGUUAUAGAGGUAUUUGCUGACAUGGAGGAGUUGGGAGUGAAGCCGGACCAAGAUACUGUUGGAAGGAUUGGACGAGCUUUCGAGAUGUUGGGUCAAGAGGACAAACGAAGAAUGUUAAUGAUGAAAUACGGAAGUAAAUGGAAAUACAUGUACUUCAAGGGAGAAAGGGUAAAGGUGAAACUUGAUUCUUUAACAUGAAAUCAUCUUAGUUUGGAAGAUGUUAUUUGUAUAUUUGUUCAUUUACACAUAGAAGUUGAACAAUGAAUAUGCAAGCUUGAGAUUAUAUACGAGGAAACAUGGUGAUUUUUUUU